This is a messenger RNA of Micromonas commoda, 1122 nucleotides long. RefSeq lists its product with no specific name. Lineage: Eukaryota; Viridiplantae; Chlorophyta; Mamiellophyceae; Mamiellales; Mamiellaceae. Gene Ontology annotation, cellular component: cytoplasm. Bases 1 to 1011 code for a protein of 336 amino acids. The record is from RefSeq and is a predicted model, not a curated record. The transcript has 2 exons.
AUGCCGGAGGACGACCGCCGCACGCCGGUCACCAUCGUCACGGGCUUCCUCGGCGCCGGGAAGACCACGCUCAUAAACCACAUCCUGAAGGCGAACCACGGCAAGCGCGUGGCCAUCAUAGAGAACGAAUUCGGCGAGGUGGGCGUCGACGAUGGGCUGGUGGUGGAGACCAAGGAGGAGAUCUUCGAGAUGAACAACGGCUGCAUCUGCUGCACGGUCCGCGGCGACCUCAUCCGCAUCCUCGGCAAGCUCCUGAACCGACGGGAGCGAUUCGACGCCAUCGUGAUCGAGACGACCGGGCUCGCGGACCCGGCGCCGGUGGCGCAGACCUUCUUCGUGGACGACGAGCUCAAGGAACAGCUCUACCUGGACGCCAUCCUCACCGUCGCGGACGCCAAGCACCUCGGAUCGCACCUCGACGAGGUCAAACCCGAAGGCGUCGAGAACGAAUCCGUCGAGCAAGUCGCCUUCGCGGAUAAGAUCCUCCUGAACAAAGUCGACCUGGUGACGCCGCAGGAGAAGCUCGCGCUCGUGGACAAGAUUCGAGGCAUAAACUCCAGAGCCGCCGUCAUCGAGUGCGUGCACGCGCGGGUCGACGUCGGGGAAGUGCUGGGAAUUCGAGCCUUUGACCUAUCCGUCGCGUGCGAAUUCGACGAGGAGUUUCUCGACGUCGAGGGGGAGCACCGACACGACGAGACCGUCACGUCGGUGGGAAUUCGGGUGCCCGGCGCGAUGGUAGUUUCCGAGCUGAACACGUGGCUGACGUCGCUGUUGCGGACGAAGGGCACGGACAUAUUCCGCAGCAAGGGUAUCCUGCGCGUGGCGGGGUCCGACGAGCGAGUGGUGUUCCAGGGGGUGCACAUGACGAUGGAGAUGGCCAGCUCGGCGAACGGGAAGGUGGCGGGUUGGAAGGAGGGCGAGACGCGGGAGAGUCGGUUCAUAUUCAUCGGGAGGAAUCUGGACAGGGAGGAGCUCACGGAGGGCUUUCGCGCGUGCGUCGCGCCGGAGUGAGGAGGAGGAGAGGUUUUCGGCACAAACCGAAUUCCCACGCCGUCGAAGGGAAUGCGCCUAAAAGUUAUUCGGGGUCCAGUGCGUAAAGUCGACAGAUGUCGGUCGCGGUUC